Messenger RNA from Annulohypoxylon truncatum, 4352 nucleotides. Its product is annotated as Urb2/Npa2 family-domain-containing protein. The coding region runs from base 88 to 4167 and encodes 1359 amino acids. The transcript is spliced from 5 exons. Gene Ontology annotation, biological process: ribosome biogenesis. NCBI's taxonomy places the organism in Eukaryota, Fungi, Ascomycota, Sordariomycetes, Xylariales, Hypoxylaceae. Gene Ontology annotation, cellular component: nucleolus. The record is from RefSeq and is a predicted model, not a curated record.
GUUUUUGGAAACAAACCCCUUGUACUUCGUACAGCUUGAAGUAAAUAUUUCAACACCUGGCAAUGCCGACGAUUGCCCAAAUUCGCAAUGGAGGUGGAUAGUGAUUCAGGGUCGCGCCGGCUGGCUCUGAUAAGAGCUGUUAGAACACUCGACGAAGAUGGAGCAAUUGCGCUUCCCGACAAAAUCCACAGUCUCUGGUUAUUGCUUUCGGAAACCAAGGCUACGAGAUUCCAUGGCGUCGAAGAGAACAUAUUACGAUGGCUGUUCAAGCAUAUGAGCGCCAACACUGAGAAUGCUGAACAAGUUCGACGCUACCCUCUCACUUGGACGAUUCUAAGCCACGUAUUCCCCAAGAUUCCGUCUCAGACUUUGGGAAGGUCGCUAGGUUCCCUUCGCUUCAUUUCGGUUCUCCAUCAGACCGUAGGCGACAUUACGACUGCCCGACGGAAAUCUCCUUCAUCUCCGAGUCAGACGAAUGGGGUUGCCUCGGAGAAAAAGAAGAAAAGAAAGAGAGAUACAGAGUUUCCUUCAGAUAUCGAGGAACUUCGUACCCCUGAAGGCUGUAUAAAGUCGGCGACCGAGCUUUUCAGGGCUCUCAGCAGUCUCCUUGAUCAGGGGAGCCGUCACACAGGGCUCAACACCCAGGAACAAAAAGUUGGAGCUGAACAUAUCAAAUCACUUUUCUCUUCAUCUAACGACGAGACUAGAGAUAUCGCCGCAGGGUUACUUCUAACUUGUGACCGCUCAUUAAGUAUUUUUGAACGUGGUAUUUCCCGGGAUCAAGAACCGUGGAUCGGAGUUAUCGUUACUCUAUGGAACCUUCGCCUUCACAACAAAGAUGGCAGCCUCGAGUUUGCUAGGCAUAUAUAUGUACCAGCCUGUUCUAUUCUGGCGAGGUUGCAUUGUCUUGCCGGGGUCGCGCCUGUAUUGGGAGGUAGCAAUACCGCUAAGAACCUCUGGAUUCGACAGCUCGAGCAGUUUCUAAGCGCAUACUUUAUUCGUCCAGCAAGGCACACGUUUGUGGCGGAUGAGAAUAUCCAGGCCUUGGAGACCGCGCUAGGACUCUCGAAGAGGAAUCUGGGCGGAUCAGCUAUCAUUACAUGGGACGUUGCGGCGAGGACCCCUCGAGAUUCGAGUAACCCAAAAUCCAAGGCCGAGCAUUCAUCGUGGGUUCAAAAGAUCUUUGAAAUCUUACUUAAUGCAAUCCAGCCUUUAGACCCCCAACUUCGAAAUCAAGUCGUCAUCCAGAUGCUAGAAACGGCUACCCGAACUAGCUCGGUCCCAAACACGGCAGCCCUCCGUUCAGUAUGUCAAGAAUAUGCAUUGAGGCCAGACGAAAUCGAUUGGAAUCUAGUUGCCAAAGUCAUUGCUUGCGAUGCUGAUGUGUUCCUCAUGGAUGAUACUUUGAUGAAAGACGUUUUUAGCGAAAUCGGGUCCUAUUCGGGUUGUGACCCCGUUACGAAGGAGACCAUUGUAACGGAGAUUAUGCUUCCCUUGACAGACGCUUUUGCAAAGGCGCGAAACCUGUCGGGCUUCAUUGAGAAAUGGCACGACUGUCUUCAUGAGAGUGUUAUAGAUUCGCUAGAUCAAACUAUAUGGUUUGAUAUUAGGAUUCGACAACGGCUCUCUAGCAUUUUACAAAGCUCGCUGACCAGCACGCAACUGCUACGUAUAUUGGAGCGUAUAGACUCGCCACUUGCUAUUACUGGAUCGGAAUUGGUUGUCCUUGAUGGUAUCUCUGCGGGAAUCACCGAAGAAGAAUAUAUUAACAGCGCCAAUUCCAAAAUUUCCUCCGCAGUCGGCAAGGAAAAGUCGUACGAAGACCUCCCAUCUCCUGUAUCAUCAUUGAGAUGGCGUAUUGCCGGUCGGCUGGCUUCCUGGGGAACAUCUGACGAAGUUCGUCGACUUUGGUCCGAGUUAAAAUCAACUCUCAAACAUGUCCUCAAGAAGUCUUCUUUAUCGAAUCCUGAAACCCUGGAAGCAUUCGCUUGCUGUCACAAGUUAUGGCUAGCAAACUACCCUGGCGGCAAACGCGAGGCAGACCUAGCUAAACUAUUGCGUUCAUUUCUCGAAAGACUUACUACCGGAAUGAAAAGCGAUGAUGAUAUUUCUGUGUUUCAGCCCUAUUUGGAUUAUGUCUUUCGUUACCUACCAAAGCUUGCAGAGUUUCCGAAACAGGAAGCAAUCGACCUGAGAGAUCUCAUUACGAACUUAUUCUGGCACGUUGGGAAACAGUCCGCGGUUGGGGCUGACGCACAACUUGAUGACACCUUACGGUUACUCUUACGCAACGCCGAUUGUGAGGAUGAUGAAGCGUUCGUUGACGCUCUGAUAUCACAGCCUCUCGACGCCCUUGAUAGCGCGGAGACUCAAUCAGGUUGGACACAGCCGCAGAGUCUCUCCUUACUUUUGAUUCUUUUAGAAUUCCCGCGAAAUACCUUCACGAAAGGACGCCGUAAACGUAUCAUGUCUUCGUGGAAGACAUGGAGGUCGGCGAUAAUCAGUCAUGCAUCACAGGAUUCACAUUUUGCCGUAGUCAUGCUUCGGCUGCUGGUCAAUAUAAUGCAGCAACCAACAUUUUACGAGGACAUGGAAUUUGAUGACCUUGUUUACAUCUCCUCAAACUUGCCGAUUAAGGACCAGAACAUACUCGCGUUGGUCGAGAAAUUUAUCGACCUGACGCUGAGGCAAAUGGCUGCUAGCGCCGAAGGGCAUUCGCAAGCCUACUUGACUAGUGCUUGGGAGUUUGCGGAGGGUAUCACGCCAAAUAGGACGGAAGUGACGGAUGCUCAAAUGCUCUUGGUAAAAGGCCUAUUCUCUGCACUGGAUAAAUGCAAGUCGCAUGGCUCAUCUACCAACUUGGACUCAAUAGCAACAAAACUAUCAGAAAUUAUAGUAACCAGCUUAUCGCGGAUCGGGGACAAAAAUGAGUCGACGGAGGCAGCUAUCGGGGAUGAGUCGAUAUUGCUUCGACUUUCUGUCGCAUUAAGCGGAGCCGCAUGCCUUGCUGAAGCCAGUCAACCAAGAACGGUUGAACUCCCGAAAGAGACAAUUAAGAAGCUGGAGAGCAUAAGCGCGUCAUUCAUAUCGAGCAACCUCGAAAUUGGCUGGAAGCUACGGACAUGCCUCUUCAGACACAACCCCGAUCUAUACGACACAACAGAUUUAUUCGCACAGCUAGACCAGACGUCGGAGACAAUUGAUGAAGGCUUAGUGUACGGCUUGGUGGAUGCUUUCGUUGGGAAAGGAGAGGUUACAGACGAUGCUACAUGUGAUAAGGUGCUUGGCGAGCUAGUUGCUAGUGGCAAGCUGACUGCCGGACCUAUCGGACGUCUACUGGCUAUCAGGAGGCUUGUCGAACUGCACCAAGGACCUAUUGCCCCAAAUGGCCUCGGUAAGAGUCGAGACAUCCUUGACCUUGGCGCCGUACACGAACGACUCGCGUCUCUACUAAGUCAGGUGGAAUCACCCCGCCAUUUCAGACAAUUGGCAGAAAUCUUGGUAUUGCUACUUGAUAAACAUGCCCACUCCAUGACCCAGAUCAACGUGGAGACGACUCUGAGUAGUGUCGUUCACGUGUGUUCGCAAAAAGGCCCCAAGAUCCACGGCCCUAACGCCGCUGGCGAGGUUUACGACAAGCUAUACAAGCUUGUGGCUCUUGUCCUCAAGAGACACCGACUUCGCUUAAGAGGGCAUUUCCCGAUCCUGCUUGCCGCAUUGCGAGCACUUCUCAGUACCUUGCUUUCCGAUCCUACUUCAACAGCGAGCGUGCCAUCCUUGCAAGCACGCCCGCCAUGGCUCGAAAUACGUCUAAAAGGAAGGCAUGCAGACCGGUUUACUCGCCUUCUGACACUAAUAUGCGAGCCUAGCGCGGCAUCCGUAGCCCGCACGCGGUCGAGCGAGCUAGAUUCCGCCACGGAUGCUGCCAAGCGGACCGCGGGGCAGGACAUGUUCACUGUCUUGGAGCUGUAUAUCAAGUUGCAACUCGAGGUCACCAUCCCUCGGGACGUCAGGAAAGCCCUCGAGCUUGGCGUCUAUUCGAUACUCGACAUCACGCCUCAGGGAUGCAGGAGGGUAUUAAACGAAUCGUUGGACGCGAACGGACGCGCCAUAUUCAGGCAGAUGUUCGCGGAUUACAAGAAGUUUGGGAAAUGGUCGGGUGUUUAACUGGGUCUUGUUACUACAUAUAGAUACUUUCUGGUUAGGAGAUAUAUACCCGGUUACCCUUGUUCAUAUCCACGUGUCUGAGUAUAGAAAAGAAUUUGGAAUAAGAAUAAUUAGAAGUCGCAUGAGUGGGUGGAGAAAGACUAUGAGACUACGUACUUUAUUACACGAGCUAAUUAUACCAUUAU